This is a messenger RNA of Truncatella angustata, 1935 nucleotides long. RefSeq names its product CRAL-TRIO domain-containing protein. The record is from RefSeq and is a predicted model, not a curated record. The coding region runs from base 379 to 1587 and encodes 402 amino acids. The transcript has 4 exons. NCBI's taxonomy places the organism in Eukaryota, Fungi, Ascomycota, Sordariomycetes, Amphisphaeriales, Sporocadaceae.
CCUAACCUACUGUACUCAAGCAGAUUCUCGCGCGUCAUAGGCUUGCUGUGCUAAACUGCUCGGUUGAGGCGGCCGACCCGCCGGAGGAUCAUACCAAGACCAAAUUAGCGACAUGAUGAUCAGUACAAUAGGCCUAGGGUCUAGGCAAUUUUUUCUCCCUCGUUCCAGCUUAGUGAUCAAAGAAAGGCUCCAUGCGCGGCGCAGGCGCAGGCGCAGGCGCAUGUCAGCCUCCAGCAAUUUAUUGAACAUUGUAACUUUCGUACCUUGCAGCUCACUCCUAAUCGUAAGCAAAGCAGUCUUUAUCCUCUACGGGCCCCUAAACCUCUAAACCUGAUACCUAACGCACUCACUGGCCCUACCCGUUCCACGCGGACGGCAAUGACGAAGAAAUCGACGAGCUCAAUCCAUAGGGUGCCAUCGGCUGGCGGGGUCGAGCACGGCUACCCCCAGGGUCACCUUGGCCACUUGACCGCCAGUGAAGAGAAGGCGUUGAGCGAGUUCAAGGUCCUGCUCGAGGAGAAGAACCUCUGGACACCUGGCCCGCCGCCGUCUCACGAUGACCCUACUCUUAUCCGCUACCUCCGAGCGCGGAAAUGGGUCGUGCAAGAUGCAUAUGGGCAAUUCAGUGACACCGAGAAGUUCCGCAAGGCCAAUGACAUAGGGGUCCUCUACGAUACCAUGGACAUUGAAGCCUACGAGACGUCUAAAAAACUGUACCCUAGGUUCGUGGGACGACGAGACCGCAGAGGUAUUCCGAUCUACGUAUACCAAGUGCGACACCUUGAUUCAUCUGUCAUAUCCAAGUACGAGAAGUCGGCGGACACAACAUUCAGCCAAGCCAAGACGGACGGUAAGACGCCGGGCAAGCUGCUCCGCUUGUUUGCGUUGUACGAGAACCUCACCCGCUUCAUACAACCAUUAUCCACCGAGUGCACCGACCGGGACAAUGCGGAGACUCCUAUUACAUUGAGCACCAACAUCGUGGACAUCUCACACGUCACCUUGAAGAUGUUCUGGAAUCUGAAGAAUCACAUGCAAGCGGCCAGUCAAUUGGCCACGUCCCAUUACCCCGAGACUCUUGACCGUAUCUUCAUCAUCGGUGCCCCACCCUUCUUCAACACGGUAUGGGGCUGGAUCAAACGGUGGUUCGACCCUGUGACCGUCUCCAAGAUAUUCAUCUUAGGCCACGCAGAGGUUCUACCCGUCUUGAGCAGCUUCAUUGACAUCAAGAACAUCCCCAAAGCCUAUGGUGGUGAACUGGAAUGGGACUUCUUUGAUGAACCAAGAUGGGAUGACCCUGAGAUUGAGAGAAUCCUAACCUUCCAGAAUGGCCAUACCAAGUUCCCCGCCGGUCCCAUGUAUAUGAGACCAGCAGCAGAUGGAAAGACUAUGGAGCUUGUUGCUGUGGGAAGCGAGGAACAGAAGUUACGGAAAGAAGUCUUUGCCACGGUCCCCAAGGCAUUCCCAUCCUCGGCCAACGGUGCUGCUGUCAAGACUGCGCCUGUUGACCCCGAAACGGAAAAGCCUCUGGUUGCUCCAGCGGCAACCAAUUCCGACAUUCCCCAAGUCGACCCAAUUGCGGAUUGAGAACAACGACGAAAUGUGCCUUCUAGCUUUGAAUGAUGGUGUGAUUGCUUCCAAGAGGCUUUCAUCGAGGAAUAUGGCAUGAAAAGUGACUCACGUCCUCCCUUAAGAGAAUUGCAAGGAGAAUCUUACUGGGUGCACACGACGGUGCUAACAGAUAGGGGGGUAUGCCAAGGGAUCAACAUAUAGAGAAGCAUAUCCUGUUAGGGAAUUUGAAUGCUUAGAAAGAGGUUUAGGAAUACAAACAGCAUUGGGUAUAUAAUUAUGUAUGCAAACAUAAAUGUCUAAUACAUGCCACAGUUUUAAAGACCGCUCAUUAAGGUUGCAAUCCCCAACACCAAGAACGCCUCG